GACACUGCGCUCUGGGCCGGCGAGGUCCUUGGCGGCCGGGGCCGUGCCCUGGGCCGAGUAGCAGAGCCAGUGCCCAACCGCUAUGACAGCUCUCUGACCCCGAAGAUAGACGUUGUGGACUGCACUUCCAUGGAUGCCAACGUCAAUGGCAUUCGCCACAGUUAUUUCGACCUUAAUGCUUACCUUGUUGGCGACCUGCACGAGCUGGUCUCCAGGGGCACUCCAGCGUCGCGUCGUAGCCGUCUGGUUCGAACAUCUGUGAACUCUCGGAGCAAUGUCUUCUCCUUCUUGGCGCCUCCAGUUUUUGUAAACUGGUGA
Symbiodinium pilosum is the source of this 318-nucleotide messenger RNA. NCBI's taxonomy places the organism in Eukaryota, Dinophyceae, Suessiales, Symbiodiniaceae. The record is from the annotation of a GenBank genome assembly.